Molecule: messenger RNA, 1626 nt
Organism: Paramuricea clavata
Lineage: Eukaryota; Metazoa; Cnidaria; Anthozoa; Malacalcyonacea; Plexauridae
Source: the annotation of a GenBank genome assembly
AUGAAACGAAAGUAUAAAUCAGGAUCUGCAAAAAGGGCGGAAAAAAGAAAAAGUAUUCAAAUAGCCACCCAAAAUACAGCUCCUAUAGCCUCAUUCUUUGAAAAAGCUGAAAAUGUUGAAAGUGAUGCUGAAGAUACUCCAUCAACAUCUUCCGUGGCUGAUGAAGCUCAAUUAAGUACAUCAAAUGAAGGUGUAGACAGUGGGAGCAUGAAGAAAAAUGCUGAAACUUCUAAUGAUCAAUUAGGACUUUUCAAUCUAGCCAAUGAAUACCCUACUGACAGAGGGCACUUCCCAUCCUCAAUUGAAGAAGGGGAUUUAAAGAGACUUAUUCUUAGUCAUGGCCCAUGUAAACCUGAUGGACCAUUUACAGUGGAAGACGAACAAGGUAACAUAACAACAAACUUCAGCACAUCAUAUUAUCAACUCCACAGCAAGAACAAAAUGUGCCCGAGAUCAUGGCUUUGUUAUUCACCAAUAUUAGCAAAACCAUACUGUGAAAAUUGCUGGCUUUUUGCUGAUCGAAAUCAUCCACGUUUUGGCUUGCAAAGUGCAUGUGUAGAUGGAGUUCAGAGCUCAAAAAAGCGAUUGCUAGCUAAGAUAAAGAAACAUGAAAACUCAUUGCUCCAUAUCGAAGCAUCUGCUGUAUAUCUUAGAUGGAAAGAAGGGAAGACAAUAAGUGACGAAUCCCAAAAGCAGAACCAACGUGAAACUAAUUUAUGGGUGAACGUUUUGAGAAGGGUUUCGGGUGUAAUUCUUUGUCUGGCCUCGUUAAGUCUUGCUUUGCGAGUAUAUGAUAAAAAAGUAGGUGAAGGGCUUGCACAAGGAGAGAAUUUCCUGGGUGUGGUGACACUGUUAAGCGAAUUUGACACUAUUACUAAUGAUGCCAUCUCCUUACCUAAGUAUGCAACUCGAUACAUGAGCCCCAAAAUCCAGAAUGAACUGAUUCUAACAACAUCUCAGCUGCUGCGAAAGUCUUUGGUCACUGAGAUAAAUGAAUGUCCAUUUUGGUCAAUUGUACUGGAUACCACAAGUGACAUAAACAGAGUAGAUCAUCUCAGUGUCACUGCUCGGUGGGUUAAAGUACAAAACGAGAAUGUUACCAUUAAGGAAACUUUCCUUGGUUUUAUAUCUGUAACUGACAGAACAGCGGCCGGCCUCGUAGAAACAACAUGCAAAUAUGUCGAAGAUAUUGGACUUGACAUGGAAAAGCUCCGUGGUCAAGCUUACGACGGGGCGAGUGUCAUGAGUGGUGUUCACAAUGGCGUACAAAAGCUGAUAAAAGAUCGUUCAUCAAAGCUUGUGCCAUUCAUUCAUUGUGCAGCACACAAUCUAAACCUUGUUAUAAAUGAUGCCGUAAAUUCCGUUGUUGAUAACGAUAACUUUUUCGGAGUUAUUCAAUCCAUUUACGUAUUUUUCUCAUCGUCCAUAAAUCGGUCAAGUGAUUUACAGUUGCUCGCUGUUGAUUUGUCCUUGUCUUUAAAAAAGCUCUGCGUUACCAGGUGGUCGUCUAGGGUAGAUUCGGUCCGUGGAGUGCGGGACAGAUUUGUUGACAUUUUGAAGCGACUGACAGUCAUUUCGUUGACCAGCAAGGAUAAAAAAGAACGUGAUGAAGCAGUUGGCAUCUAG